CGUGAAAUUGACAGCUGAUCGGUUCGACAUAACCUUAAACUUGCACCGAAAAUAAAGAAGAUUGCGCGUGCAUCCCGCAUUCUUUUCAUGUUAAUUUAACGCUUCCAAUUAUGUAAUACUCGCAAACAAAACAAAUUUUGGGUGGUACGUGGUACCUUAUUUUACACACCUUGCAAAUUAUAGGCGGGAAAUUCAAAUUCAAAUCCAAAAUGCUCGCAAGUCGUCUGCGGCGGUGUCUACGAAUUAGGGCCCUACACACAAGCGCUUGUCGUUACAACGACGACCCAAAAAAGGAAUCGCCCCUUAAGGCGAUGUUAGAUGAUGCCGCAUCGUUUGAUGAUGUACAGGUGAACAAAGCACAGCAGCAGUGGGCCACCUUACCUUACCUGGAAGGGACGAAGAUACGCAAACAGGGAGAGUACUACAAGAAAGCUAAACGCGAUCCGAAGGAUGCCAGUAUAAUUUUAUUUCCGGGACAGGGCAAUCAGUUCGUGGGAAUGGGAAAGGACCUCCUGAAGUUCCCGAUCGUUCGGGACUUAUUCGAGUUAGCCAACUAUGUCUUAGGGUACAAUUUAUUAAAGUUGUGCAUUGAGGGUCCGAAACAGAAGCUGGAUCAGACGCGGUACUGUCAACCGGCGACUGUGGUGACGUCGCUUGCAGCAAUUGAAAGGUUAAAGGAGGAACGACCGAGCGCUAUCGAUAACUGUGUGGCUACUGCCGGAUACAGUUUAGGGGAGAUAACUGCAUUGAUUUUUGCAGGUGCCAUAGGUUUCGAAAGGGGUUUACAGCUGGUAAAAAUACGGGCCGAGGCUAUGCAGUUGGCCAGUGAGGUGUAUCAAGGUGGAAUGGCCAUGGUCUUUUAUAAACCAGAUACAAAUUUAAAUAAUGCCUUAACGCAAGCAAAGGAUUGGGCCUUGGCAAGGGGUGCUGAACAACCUGUCUGUCAGAUAGCCACUUACGCUUUUCCACAUUGUAAGAUAGUAGCAGGGAGUAUAGAGGCAAUAGAAUUUUUAGAAAAAAAUUACAAAGAGCUCAAACUGAAAAGGAUCAGACGGUUACAAGUGAGUGGGGCGUUCCAUACCGCUCUGAUGGAUCCGGCGAUCAAACCGUUUGCGCGAGCUCUCGAGACAUCGGACAUAUCUGAUCCGGUCAUUAGUGUUUAUUCUAACGUGGAUGGUAAAGUCUACAGAGACGCGAAACAUAUUAAAAAGCAGCUCCCAAAACAAAUUGUUAGGCCCAUAAAGUGGGAACAAUUGUUGCAUACGGUUUACGAACGUGAUCCUGAGGAACAUUUUCCACGUACAUUCGAAUGUGGUCCAGGGACUUCGUUGAAAACCAUGCUGAAGGAAGUGAAUGCGAAAGCUUGGGAUCAGUGUUUUAGUAUAGAAGCAUAAGUGUAAAAAUAGUAAAUUUUGCAAUUUA
Photinus pyralis (common eastern firefly) is the source of this 1422-nucleotide messenger RNA. It is a transcript of the gene beg, whose product is annotated as probable malonyl-CoA-acyl carrier protein transacylase, mitochondrial. Gene Ontology annotation, molecular function: transferase activity. The coding region runs from base 210 to 1394 and encodes 394 amino acids. NCBI's taxonomy places the organism in Eukaryota, Metazoa, Arthropoda, Insecta, Coleoptera, Lampyridae. The transcript is spliced from 5 exons. The record is from RefSeq and is a predicted model, not a curated record.